AUGAUUGCGGAAGGAGAGAUAAGCCAUGAAAAAAUUACAGAAGUUCGUCAAGAACAAAAUAAGUUAGCGAAGAAACUUCAAACAGCACUGUCUGCAUUACAAGUUCAAGUCUUUGAACGUGUUCAAGAAUUAGCACCUGAACUUAGUACAGAAGUUUUGCAGCGGAUUGCUCAAGUUACUGCUCAAUUACAAGCAGACUUAGUCGCUGUUACUGGUAUCCGAGUAGCAGUACAAGCACCUCAUGAAUCUAUAGAUGAAAGUGUUAAAGCCAUUGAAUCUGUGGAAGCCCACUCUGCCGAUGCCACCUCAGAAUUAGCAACAGCAGCUGCGGGAUCCGAGUCAACUAUUCUAGAACAAACCGGAGUAGUUGACCAAUUAUCAUCCUCAGAGCAAUUAGUUGUAACUACAGAAACGUUGGUUAAGACAAUUGCUGAGACUAAGGAAGUUGUCACCUCAGAAGAAGUUAAACCCAUAUCAGUGGAAACAGUAACUGCGAAUAUUGUUCCUGAAACCGAACAAACUCUAGCUGUUGAAGGCAUAGAAGCUGUAGUUAUUGAACAAACUGAAUCCGUUGCAGUGAAAGAAGUUCCCAAAGAAGAUGCAAAGUUAAAUGUAUCUGAAGCAGAUCAAGUUCAAGAAGUAACAAUUACUGAGCCGUUGAAAACGGAGUCCGUGAGUGCCGUCGUCGUAGAAGAUCUUGGACCAGAGCUGCAUGAAGUUGACGAGAAUAAGCUAGCUGAUGAUGGGCCAACUCAAACAGCAGAGAUACACGAAGCUCCUAAGGCAACCAUAGAAAUGUUAGUUCAGCAUAUAGAUCAAUUUAUAUCUGAUGAUUUAACAGAAGUGAUAAAUGAGCUAUCGAACGUCAUUGAUGUUGAAGAAUUGAAACAAUCAAUUGGUAUUGCUAAAGAACUGCGUGAGAAUAUCAUUGCUUCUGAAGUCGAAUUAAAAGCAGAAACAAGUGAUGUUCUAAAGGAUGAAGUUAGUACACAGUAUGCAAAUCUAGCUCAAAAACUAUAUGAAGCUCUGUCGGCACUUGAAAAUAUAUCAUUAGAAACUGCAGCUGAAGGCACUUUAAUCAACAAAGAUGCGUUGCAACGUGUAACCGCAAUCACUGAAAAUCUUCGAGCUGACCUGGUGGCAGUAACUGCCACUCAAUACAUUCUUGAUCAAACUAGAGACGCGAAACCUGAUCAAAGUAACACCAAUGUCGCUCAAGUUGAGGUUCCUGAGUUUGAAGCUGGUGAAGUAACUUCUAUUGAGAAAGAAGUUCUAACUGCAUCCAGUGAAGUUGCUGCAGAAUUCAUUUUGAUUGAAGACAAAGCUGCAAUUGCUGAAGGACAGCAAUUAAUUCAGGAAACUGGCAUACAAGAAAAGGGAAAAGGAGAUAAUACCGAAAUUGCCGCGCCUAACGAAAUUAAUGAACUCGAUAAAGCAAUGGCUGUUACAGAUGGGGAACCUAUCUUUGAAAAAGCAGUACCAAGUGAAGUUAAAGCUGUUUCGGUAGAACAGGCAGCAAUAAUAAUGGAAGAACCUCUCGAAAAAGUCACUACAGAAACACUGUUACAAAACAUCAAUGAAUUCCUCUCAGACGAAAACAUUAAAACUAUCGAUCAAAUAUCUGCAAUCGUGACUGUUGACGAGUUAAAACAAUCGGUAGAUGUCGCGUGUGAUUUACGUGAAAAUAUUGAAAAAAUCAACGAAAACAUUACUUCAGAUAAUAUAGAUAAUCUUCUCAAACUUCAAAACGCUCUAUCUGUAGUGCAAGUAAUUUCUUUAGACGCUACCAAUGAGCUAAGUCUGGUAGUGGAAAAAGAUAAGUUAGAACGAGUUAUUGCUUCUGGCACUGACUUAGCAUCAGCAAUUGCAGUUGUUAUCUCUCAAGUUCCUAAACAACAAUAUUCUUCAGAAGAUCACGUUAUAGUUGAAGAGACUACAGUUGCAAAUACAGCUACUGCUAAUGAAAAGGAUAUAUCCAAACAAGAUAAAAGUUUAGAAAGUGUUGUACCUGAAGAACAAUUGAAAAAUGCUGGAGAAGUUGAAGUUCAGACUGAUGCGAAAAUUACUGAUAUACUUAAUGAAUCAGUGGAAGAAAGUCAACAGACAUUAAAAGAAGCUGAGUCUAUUGAUAAAUCUAUAAUAUUACAUUCUAACGCAAAUGAGGAACAGUCUAAAGAUUCAGAAUCAGGGGUUACUGAGCAUAUUGAAGUGAUACAUGAUAAACUAAUGCAAAAAGGUGAAAUUUCUAAAGAACUAUCUGAACUAUCUGUUAUGAUAAAUGAAACCAAAUCGAUAGAAGAUAAAUCUGGUCUCAUACCGAAGGUAAUUAACAUUAACACGGAAAAUUCUACAUCAACCCAAGCUGAAAACGCUACUGAAAUCGGAAUUCCAGAAGCCACAGAACAGGUUGUUGUUAUUACUAACGAGGAAGAGAAACCAGCUGAAGUUUUAAGUAACGUUACAUUACCAGAACAAUUUGUCACGGUAGGUAUUAGGAACACGGUUUGCGCCGAAGAAGAUAAGACAAUACAAAUAAACAAAGAACACGUUGAUGAGGCAGUUUUGCAGCAAGAAAUAACUAAUGAACGAAAAGAGAUUGGCGAAGCACAACCUUCUAUAGAAGACAAUAAAUUAAUUGAUUCUAUUACGGAACAAGUAGUCAAAGAAGCAAAAGGUCCCAUAGAACAAAUUAGUGAACCAGAAAAGCUUGAACAAUACAUUAUUGAUAUGUCUAAGCCUUCUGAAUCAAUAGAAGAAACCAAACAAAAAGAAGAAAAAGCUGAUAGUACAAAAAUGUCACACAAACAGCCUGAUGACUCUUCAAAAAUCGUAGAAAAAAGCGAAUCAACUGAAGCAAUACCAGCUUCUGCGAUCGAAACAUCAAAAAUUUUAGAACAGACUGACAUCGAUAAACUUCUUCAACUGAUGCUGAAGAUAAACAAAUUGCGAGUGACACAAUUUCGAAAACAAUUGGUGAAACUGCUAAAAUAA
Messenger RNA from Spodoptera littoralis (African cotton leafworm), 2991 nucleotides. NCBI's taxonomy places the organism in Eukaryota, Metazoa, Arthropoda, Insecta, Lepidoptera, Noctuidae. The record is from the annotation of a GenBank genome assembly.